UAAAAGUGGGUAUUUGAAAUUUUGCCGCAUGCUAAUUCUAAUUGAAAUUAUUAAUCAAGUGAUUAAGCGGUAUCACGAUCCUUCGAUUUUGAAUCAGGCAUCACAAAUUCACAACCAAAAUCCAUGUCGUCACUUCAGUAGAUUGAACAAAGUAUUUAAUUAGUUGAUAUUGGUUCGGAUUAUAAUUUUGAUCUGCCAAAGAAUCUCAAAUUGGAGCCAAAAACCUCUGUAAAAUUUUCUGCAGACCAUGGCGCCGCCCGAUCUCCGCCGCCCCUUCAAACGGGCUGCAAUCUCCGACCAACAGAGGCGGCGGGAGAUCUCCUUGCAGCGGCAGGCCCAGAACCGCCGCGACGCCCAGCACCAGGCCCGCUUUUUGGCGCUCACUACUCUCUCCCUUCAAAACGAUUCUGCCGCGCCCGCGCCCGAGCCCGAAUACGAACACAGCGAGCCCGAUUUCGAAUUCGAGCCAGAGUCCGAAGUGAAGGCCAAAGAUUUUGAUGUUAGAGAAGCGGCCAGCCUAAGAGGGCAAGAAGCGCGGCGAUGGUUCGCGAAGCAGCUCAUGCUGCCCGAAUGGAUGAUUGAUGUUCCCGACCGCUUGAAUUCGGACUGGUAUGUAUGUGCUAGACCGGCUGGGAAACGUUGCUUUGUGGUGUCAUCUAACGGUGUCACGGUUAGUAGGUUACGCAAUGGUAGUUUGCUGCAUCGCUUUCCAUCUGCUUUACCCAAUGGUGCCAAGACCAAUAACAGCAGCCGGUCUGGCCAAUCUUAUUGUAUACUCGACUGUAUAUUUCACGAGGCUGAUCAGACAUACUAUGUCAUUGACAUGGUUUGCUGGGCGGGAAUGUCGAUGUAUGAAUGCACCACCGAAUUCAGAUUUUUCUGGUUGAGCAGCAAGCUUGCUGAGUCGGAGGCUUGCAAUGAUCCUUCGCCUUACCAUAAAUAUACGUUCAGAACUCUGGUCGUAUACAACUGCGACCAGGAGGGUCUAAAAGCAGCUUAUACUGCACCAGUGUCGUAUGUGAAGGACGGGCUCUUGUUCUACAAUAAGAAUGCACAUUAUGAAUCAGGAAAUACCCCUUUGGUAUUAGUCUGGAAGGAUGAGAAUUGUAGUCAGUAUGUUCUUGAUACGGAUAGUAAUGGACAAAUUCCAAAUCAGCAACAGGUAGUGUUGGAGCUACUAGAUGAUGGGAGACUGGCUACCCUAGAUGAUCCUCCUGUUAUAUUUGGUUGCUUGGACAGUGAUUUCAUCCAAAAGGAAUUCAGACUGGUGAUCUCCUAAGAUUUGCCAUCAACGAAGGGGCUUUAUGUUUUAAAGAUGGGCAACUAGAAAGAGCUGAUCUAAACUAUCUUGGGAAACCUAACCGUGCACGAGCAUUUGCUGAUAGUUACUCCAAGGUAAGCAGACAAUUUUAAACUGUUUUUCGUUGAAUUCAUGUAGUCCAUUCCAUAUAAAAUGAAUAAUCAUGUCACAGCAUUUUGUUGACCCAAAAUAUGAUCUUUCAACCUUUUUGUGCAUAACUUGUCACCAUAAAGCUCAAGCCAUUUUUUUUUAUCAGUUAAUGAAAGAGUCUCAGCUCGUUAGUUGGGACAUGGACUUCAUUUAAUGCUGAACAUCAAAUUUAGUUCCAUCCAACGUUAUAAUGAUGACAGAGUUCACCAAGAUAACAUGCUUUUGAUCUCUCAUUAGAAACUUCUAUAUGAUGUUCCCAUCUUUCCUUGGUGCUGAAACAUCAACCACGGGUCACUUAAAUUCUACUUGGCUUCAACCACCCUAUAUCAGAAGUUGCAAAUGAUGAUAAUGCUCUGAUUGUUUAAUCACAUUUGCUCAUGCAGAAUCGUGAAUCUAUUUAUAUGUUUAGAUGUACUCUAGGUCCAGUUCAUGCUGCUUCUUUUCUCGAUUUGGUUUAUAACUUGAACAAAGUCAAGUGAGGCCCACAAAAAUCGCGAUAAAAGGAAUCUGGGAGAUACACUUUGAACUUAGAAUUGGCAGCCAAAAUAUAUUUUCAGACCGUUAUUGUAUUGGCAAUGGAUAAGGGUCAGACAAGAGUAUGGAUACAGAUUUUCAUUUUCAAUCCUCUCUCACGUGUUCCGUAGAUGAAUACGCUUGUUUUGGCGACACUCUAACGCAUGUAUUCAUGUCAUUAACUUGUUUCAGGUCAUGUUCCAGUACGCAGCUCGGCAUUCUCCUCUCAGAAUAGAGCAUCUUGUUGCAUCAUUCGAUUCAUCCAACGAAGAACGAGACGUAGAUAUGGUUGGUUGAAAAUCUGGGUGGUUUGCUUUGCAGUGGCAGAUGCUGGUGAGGAGCUAAAUUUAUCUUUCUCUGUGAAUCAUUGUCAUUUUGAAAGAUCUUUUUGGUGCUGUGUUGAAUGGAAAUCACAUGUAUGAUCAAAACUCAAAAGCAGUAGGGUCAUUAAUUUGGAAGAAUCUUAACCGUUCAUCAAACGUACUCAUUUAUAGAGACGAAUAUAAAAAAUGAUUGUUCGGUUA
This is a messenger RNA of Salvia miltiorrhiza (redroot sage), 2487 nucleotides long. RefSeq lists its product as uncharacterized. The record is from RefSeq and is a predicted model, not a curated record. The transcript is spliced from 6 exons. NCBI's taxonomy places the organism in Eukaryota, Viridiplantae, Streptophyta, Magnoliopsida, Lamiales, Lamiaceae. Gene Ontology annotation, biological process: snRNA import into nucleus. Gene Ontology annotation, cellular component: cytoplasm; nucleus. Bases 248 to 1279 code for a protein of 343 amino acids.